Plasmodium vivax (malaria parasite P. vivax) is the source of this 765-nucleotide messenger RNA. RefSeq lists its product as hypothetical. The transcript has a single exon. The record is from RefSeq and is a predicted model, not a curated record. NCBI's taxonomy places the organism in Eukaryota, Apicomplexa, Aconoidasida, Haemosporida, Plasmodiidae. Bases 355 to 765 code for a protein of 136 amino acids.
CAGGUUAGUUGAAAAUGUCCAUUUUGUGUCCUUUUUGUGUGCCCUUAUUUUUUAUCCUUUUUUUUUGCCUUCGAUUAAGUGCUCCCUUUGCCCCCUGCUUCCCCCAGCGAGGCGAAUUGCAACAGAUCACGUGGCUACCACGUACGCUGCGUCACCCGCGUUGGCAUGUCCCUUCCUGUGGGUGGAAACGCCUCGCGGAGCCAGUUUCUAUGUUUUGUUGGCCAGUCCCAUGCCACGGUUGCGCGCGAGUGGGAGUAAGCAAGGGUGGACCUAACCAAGCGUUGACGUAAGCAAGCGUGGACGUAAGCGCUGACGUAAGCGUCUACCUAAACGUGUCCUCACGUGAAGUGGCAAAUGUGCGCAUCCCCCGGGCGACGCCUCCACUCCAAUUGCAAAAUGAGCUUCGAAAAAAAGGUAACGUUUUUCAAAAACGAACUUCGACGGAGGGACGAGGAGGACCAGGCGAGGUUUAAGAAGGCAGUCAAAUUUCAAAACAAUGUUUGUGCCAUGCAAGAUGAAUUCGUUAAGAGGAAAGAAGUGUAUAAACUGCGGGAGGAAAUAAAAAAUUAUAAACAGAAAAUGGCAGAGCUGCAAAAAGAAAAUGGCUGUUUAAAAAGGGAAGUACAGUUGUGCCAUGCGGAGGUGAAAAACUUGAAGGAAGAAAUCCGAGUGAAAGAUAAGCGCAUUAUUCGCUUGAUGGCGGAAAAUGACGUAGCGGAUAAAUUGUACCGGGAGAUGUACCUCACUGCGCACCUUCAAAGGUGA